AUGCUCAGCCAACUGUCCAGGGCCACGGAUCUCUACCUGAAGGAGCUCAAGGCCUACAAGACCCCCGCCGUCAAGGAGUCCGACUCUGAAGGCCACGUUCAGGCAUUCGCCAUGCCCAAGACCCCCGCCUCCCCCGAAGAGUCCGACCUCGCCAGCAACCUGAAGGAGUACGAGAGCAUGGCCGUCGAGAUUGAAGGCCAGGAUGCCACCCAGACCAGCCAGAGUGGCUCCGCCGCGCUCCCCGACUGGCUCGAGGCCGAGGAGGACGACGAGCCCGCCCACUAG
Molecule: messenger RNA, 285 nt
Organism: Metarhizium acridum CQMa 102
Lineage: Eukaryota; Fungi; Ascomycota; Sordariomycetes; Hypocreales; Clavicipitaceae
Source: RefSeq, a predicted model, not a curated record